Rotaria sp. Silwood2 is the source of this 1077-nucleotide messenger RNA. The record is from the annotation of a GenBank genome assembly. NCBI's taxonomy places the organism in Eukaryota, Metazoa, Rotifera, Eurotatoria, Philodinida, Philodinidae.
AUGAUUUCGAGCUCAAGUGAUGUUUAUUCGGAUCAAUAUCAAAGUGAAUAUGAAAAUCUCGAAUUAGUUCGUCAAUUAGAUGAUAAUGAAAAAUUGAAAAAUGGUAAUGUUAAUAAUCUUGAAGAAUUAUUAAAAAAAUCUCGUCGAUUAAAUAAUUCAAAAUCUAUUCGUUUAAUUGAUGAAAAACUUGAAAAUUUCUCAACAAGAAAACGUCAAUCAAUUGAAAAUUUCAAUUUAUCAUGUAAUCAAUUAGGAUUAUCUAAUCAAUUUAAUUGGGCACAAUUACCAAAAAAUCUUCGAUCAUUAGAAUUAUCGGGAAAUUUUCUUUCAUCAAUAAAUGAAAUUGAAAAAGGAAAUAAUCAAUUAGAAAGUCUUGGCCUUUCAUUUAAUGAAUUAAAUCAAAUAUCCAAUGUAUUUUCACUUUCAAUAUGGCCAAAUUUAUGUUUGCUUGAUAUAAGUUAUAAUACGUUAAGUAAUCUAGAAGAAACAAUUGAAUCAUUAAAAAAUUUAUCAAAACUUCGAAUACUUUAUUUACAUGGAAAUCCAUUAUCAUUAUUAAUUGAUUAUCGUAUAUAUGUUGUUAAUUCUCUUGAAAAAUUAACUACUCUUGAUGACAUAACAAUAACAGCUGAAGAAAGAUUUCGAUCACGAACAUAUUCAAUUAAUGAUCGAAAAGAUAAAAAUUAUGCACUUUUUCAAAUAACAUUUUCUACUAUUGAAAAUGUUCCUAUACCACCGAUCAAUCAAAAUGAAUGGCCAUUACAAAUUCAUCGUUAUAAAAUGUCUCUUGAUUGGUUUGAAGAAGAUGACAAAAAAAAAGAUAUUGAAAUUCCAUUUGAUAAAAUGGCAAAUUUUAAAAGAUUUUUAAAAAGUCAAUUAGAAUCUUCACCUGCUGAACAUAAUACAAAUAUUGAUUUAUCACCAAAUACUUUAAAUUUAACAAUUAAUUCAAUUAUUCCAUUUCGAGAUUUUCUUUUUCAUGGUACAGCAUGUAGAUUUAUUCAUCAAAUGGUAUUAUUUAUUUUAUAUCAAAAAUUCUUUCAGAUAUUAGAACUUCAGAUUUGUAACACAUUCUAA